Molecule: messenger RNA, 2411 nt
Organism: Erinaceus europaeus (western European hedgehog)
Lineage: Eukaryota; Metazoa; Chordata; Mammalia; Eulipotyphla; Erinaceidae
Gene: CCDC93
Product: coiled-coil domain containing 93
Exons: 25
Coding region: 160-2073 (637 amino acids)
Biological process (GO): Golgi to plasma membrane transport
Source: RefSeq, a predicted model, not a curated record
GCCCCCCUCAGCGCGCAUGCUCGGCCGGCGGCAGCCGCUCGGGUCGGCGGAGGAAGUGCGGGUGUUGUCCUCCGCCCCGGUAGCUGCUGGGCAGCCGCGGGCAGCUUCCUCCCGUGCUUGGUGGGCUCCGCUGCCGCUGCGGCUCAGCCUGGCCAGACCAUGGGGUUCCCCAAGGGUCCGGAGGGCCAGGAUCUCCCGGAGGUAGAAACCAGAGAGGAUGAGGAACAAAAUGUCAAAUUAACUGAAAUUUUGGAGCUUCUGGUUGCAGCUGGGUAUUUCAGAGCAAGAAUUAAAGGCUUAUCCCCUUUUGACAAGGUAGUUGGUGGAAUGACUUGGUGUAUUACCACCUGCAACUUUGAUGUGGAUGUUGAUUUACUCUUUCAGGAAAACUCUACAAUAGGUCAAAAAAUAGCUCUAUCAGAAAAAAUUGUUUCAGUCCUCCCAAGGAUGAAAUGUCCACACCAGCUGGAGCCCCACCAGAUCCAGGGGAUGGAUUUUAUUCACAUAUUUCCCGUUGUUCAGUGGCUGGUGAAGCGAGCUAUAGAAACGAAGGAAGAGAUGGGGGACUACAGCCGCUCCUACUCCAUCUCACAGUUUCAGAAAACCUGUAGUCUCCCCGAGGAUGAUGACUUCCUAAAGAGGAAGGAGAAGGCCAUCAGAACAGUUGUUGACCUCAUGGAUGUUUAUAAGCCCCGUCGGAAAUAUAAACGCCAACAGGGAGCCGAGGACCUGCCUGAUGAAGAAUCUCGAAUCCAUUCUACCCUUUUGGAAUAUGGAAGGGUAACUGAUUCCUUAAUGAGAUACGGAUUUAGCCACCAGAGCAAAACAGAGAAGACUGAGGACAAGAAAGCAGCACUGCCCACAGGCCUCUUGCCUACAGAAAAAGCUGAUGCCCACGAGGAAGAUGAGCUCCGAGCUGCAGAAGAGCAGCGUAUUCAGUCACUGAUGACCAAGAUGACUGCCAUGGCAGGUGAGGAGAGCCGUCUCACCGCCAGCUCUGUGGGCCAGAUCGUGGGACUCUGCUCUGCUGAGAUCAGGCAGAUCGUGUCUGAGUAUGCAGAGAAGCAGUCUGAACUGUCAGCUGAAGACAGCCCUGAAAAAUUAGGAACGUCCCAACUACAUCGUCGGAAGAUCAUUUCCUUGAACAAGCAAAUUCUUCAAAAAACCAAACAUCUGGAAGAGCUACAGGCAAGUCACACCAACCUACAAGCCAAAUACAAUGAAACAAAGAACACGUUGGCAGAGUUGAAGAGUCACAGUGAGAAACUGGACAAAGAACAAGAAGCUCUGGAGAAGAUAGAAUCCAAAGCCGAUCCAAAUAUCCUACAAAACUUGAGAGCACUUGUGGCCAUGAAUGAAAAUCUGAAAAGUCAGGAACAGGAGUUUAAAGCACAUUGCCGGGAGGAGAUGGCACGACUGCAGCAGGAAAUUGAAAACCUGAGAGCUGAGCAAGAAUCUGGCAGAGAUGAAAAGGUCCCCUCCAGUGGAGAGCCCCAUGAUGCCGUAACUUCUGUUAUGACUCAUAAUGAAGACCUAGACAGGCGGUAUAAUACGGAGAAAGAGAAACUUUACAAGAUUCGUUUAUUACAGGCUCGAAGAAAUCGAGAAAUCGCUAUUUUGCAUCGCAAGAUUGAUGAAGUGCCCAGCCGCGCUGAGCUGAUACAGUACCAGAAGAGAUUUCUUGAACUCUACCACCAGAUUUCAGCAGUGCACAAAGAAACCAAGCAGUUCUUCACUUUAUAUAAUACACUGGAUGAUAAAAAGGUGUAUUUGGAGAAAGAGAUUAGCCUGCUGAACUCAAUUCAUGAGAACUUCUCACAAGCCAUGGCCUCCCCUGCUGCCCGGGACCAGUUCUUACGGCAGAUGGAACAGAUCGUAGAAGGCAUUAAGCAAAGCAGAAUGAAGAUGGAAAAGAAGAAGCAGGAGAACAAAAUGAGAAGAGACCAGUUGAAUGACCAGUACUUGGAACUAUUAGAAAAGCAGAGGCUAUACUUUAAGACUGUGAAAGAGUUCAAGGAGGAGGGCCGAAAGAAUGAGGUGCUGCUGUCCAAGCUGAAAGCCAGGGCCUCCUGAAUGCUCCUAGCCUUCAAUGUAUGUACGUCACUGAUUUUUUUUUAAUGCCAUAUGUCAACUACAAGACAUGAAAUGGUUCUGAAGACUGCAGUUGAAAGCUACGGGUGGCAUUGCCCUGGAUGUUUUCCUUCUUCCAUCUCGUCUCUAUGCCAGUUGUUGUUGAUGGAAUCAGUGUAAGCAUCUGGCUUGGAUAUUACCCUUCACCCUAAGGAGGAAUAUGGGUUCUGCAUUUGUUCUCUGUGUUGAUUCAACUUUUAUUCCUCCAUUAACAUUGCACAUAGGAAGGAACCUGUAUUUGUAACAGACUCUGAAUAAAGAGAAAUUCAUUUUUUAGCACA